Molecule: messenger RNA, 702 nt
Organism: Sorex fumeus (smoky shrew)
Lineage: Eukaryota; Metazoa; Chordata; Mammalia; Eulipotyphla; Soricidae
Gene: ACER1
Product: alkaline ceramidase 1
Exons: 5
Biological process (GO): ceramide metabolic process
Cellular component (GO): membrane
Molecular function (GO): hydrolase activity, acting on carbon-nitrogen (but not peptide) bonds, in linear amides
Source: RefSeq, a predicted model, not a curated record
UUCAGCAAUGUCACCUUCUUCAUCUUUGGGCCUAUCAUGAUGGUCCUCAUGCACCCCUAUGCCCAGAAGCGCUCCCGUUUCGUCUACGUGGUCGGGGUUCUCUUCAUGGCCAUUGGCCUCUUCUCCAUGUACUUCCACAUGACGCUCAGUUUCCUGGGCCAGCUGCUGGACGAGAUCGCCAUCCUCUGGCUGCUGGCCAGCGGCUACAGCAUCUGGAUGCCCCGAUGCUACUUCCCCUCCUUCCUCGGGGAGAACAGGCUGCAUUUCUCCCGCCUGGUGCUCCUCGCCACAGUGAUCAGCACCUUCCUGUCCUUCCUGAGACCCACCAUCAACGCCUACGCCCUCAACAGCAUCGCCUUCCACAUCCUCUACAUCAUGUUCCACGAGUACAAGAAGGCUAGCAACAAGGAGCUUCGACACGUCAUCGAGGUCUCUGUCGUCUUAUGGGCUUUCGCGCUGACCAGCUGGAUCAGUGACCGCUUGCUCUGCAGCUUUUGGCAGCGGAUUCAUUUCUUCUACCUACACAGCAUCUGGCACGUCCUCAUCAGCAUCACCUUUCCCUACGGCAUGGUCACGAUGGCCCUAGUGGACGCCAGGUACGAGAUGCCGGGGGAGACGCUGAAAGUGCGCUACUGGCCGCGAGACUCGUGGCCCGUGGGGCUGCCUUAUGUGGAAGUCAGCGACGAGGACAAGAGCUGCUGA